AUGUGGCCUACGUCAUCAUUUCGUGAGUGUUUAGACAUGGCGACGGAUCGGCAUGUCGAAAAUUUUUCUUCGAAGAACCUAGCUUCUGCUGCUGCAAAUGGCAAUAAAACGGAAGUGUUGGCAGCCAUCCAGCAUGGAGCAGACAUAAAUCAGAGAUCCGGGGAUGGGAUGGUACCUUUAUGCAUAGCUGCAUUCUGGGGUUAUGCAGACAUUGCCGAAACCCUUUUGAAACAUGGAGCAGAUGUGAAUGUUACAAACUCUGGCACAAGGUGGACAGCAGCUCAUUGUGCAGCUUUUCAAGGACAUGGAAAGGUUCUCAUGAAGCUGAUGGAAUACAGACCUAAUCUUACUCUCAGGGAUUCUAAAAAUAGGACAGCAGGAGACUUCGCCUCUGCACUUGAUUCAAUCUGGUCAAUAUUUGCAGCUGCAGGAUGCCGGAGGACACCUAAAGCAGAUUUAAUUAGGAUGGACAUUGUCCAAAAGAUUUAUUCAGAAGAAGAUCCGACAAUUUCAAAGUCAGAUUAUGCCCACUUUUCAAGGCCAGGAUCGGCAUAUGCCAUGCGCUCACAACCAAUGCAAGGAUUAGACACAAGAAGGGAUAUGGCAGCAGCAACUGGUGAUGUGUUAGCAGGAAUAAGUGAAGAGCCAGUCAUGAAUAGCCGAGGACCUUCAUUACAGAUAUGGAGACACUGACAUGGGGUCUUCCUGGAGGUGGAAAAGAGACUGUGUUUGACUUUUAUUAGGCCUGGUCCAUUAGUCACACUCUUGCCAAGUCGAAUUCAACUUGAAUUUAGGUUGCCACAUUGAGUUGUUUUAAUGGGGUGUCAUGCUUGUAUAGCCUAAUCAAGCUUCACUGCCGGAUUAUUAGGCAGAUAUUGUUUACAUUCGACUUGGCAGAAUACCUGACAGAAAUUUAUUCCGUCCAGAAUUGAGUCAACGCCCACAGAACAAGUUCUGUUAGUGAACAUGCCGCACAUCUAUCAGUUCACAUAUGUAUGUGUCCAUUGAGUUGGGCAUGGAAGCAUAUUCAGCUGGGAUACACAAUGAAAAGCAGCAACACAAUCGAGAUUAUACAAUGUAUUCUAUUUACAUUCCACGAGGAGUUUCCUAAGUUAUUUACAAUCAUAUUCAUAUAUCAUGAUGCCAAUCACAUUCCAUACAUUAUAUUUUGAAUUGAAUAAAAUAUUUUCACCAAAA
Lineus longissimus is the source of this 1197-nucleotide messenger RNA. Its product is annotated as poly [ADP-ribose] polymerase tankyrase-2-like. Gene Ontology annotation, cellular component: nucleus. NCBI's taxonomy places the organism in Eukaryota, Metazoa, Nemertea, Pilidiophora, Heteronemertea, Lineidae. Gene Ontology annotation, molecular function: protein binding. Bases 1 to 693 code for a protein of 230 amino acids. The record is from RefSeq and is a predicted model, not a curated record. The transcript has 7 exons.